GUUUUCAAAAAGGGCGGUAAUGGCAGAUAGCAGAGUCACCGGUAUCUACCAAAAUCAAAACCCUAAAAAGCACAAAAGCAACACCAGAAUCCUCACAAACCGAUGCUUUACUUCACUUUCAAACGCUGCAAUUCCUUUCGUGCUCCAAGAGAAACCCUAAAAAGCGAACCAAUUACCCCACUCCUACAAGCAAAGGAUCUCCAAACCCUAACUCUUAUAACCGAAUCCAAAACCUCAAUCAUGAUUCCAAUUUCACAUUCUUCAGCAGCUUUCUGCACACAGAAACAGUUAAUUUCUUCAAAUUGCAGGUGGAGAUUCAAACUAAGUGUUUUGUUAGGGUUUGGGGGUGGAGAUGGCGAGUACGAGUGGGACCAAGGAUGAGGUGGGCCCACCGAGGUCGUUGUCGAGGCGGAUGAUGACGAGGAGUUCAACGAUGUAUGAUCCGAAUGCCGACGGAGUUGACAGCGAGCUUGUGCCGUCGUCUCUUGCUGAAAUUGCUCCGAUUCUUCGUGUUGCGAAUGAGAUCGAGAACGAAAACAAGAGAGUUGCUUACUUGUGCCGAUUUCAUGCAUUUGAGAAGGCUCACAGGAUGGAUCCUAAAUCAAGUGGACGAGGUGUUCGCCAGUUUAAAACCUACCUGCUGCAUAGGCUUCAAAAGGAGGAAGAAACGACAAAACCUGUAUUAACGAGAAGUGAUCCUUCAGAAAUUCAGAAAUUCUACCAGAACUUCUAUGAGAAAAACAUUAGAGAAGGCCAAUACACAAAGAAACCUGAGGAAAUGGCCAAGAUAUAUCAAAUUGCAACGGUUUUGUAUGACGUACUGAGGACGGUGGUACCUAGUGCAAAAGUCGAUCCCAAGACUCGAGAUUACGCAAAAAAUGUAGAGGAAAACAAAGAACAAUAUGAACACUAUAAUAUUCUCCCUUUAUAUCCUGUUGGAAAAAAGCCAGCAAUUAUGGAGCUUUCGGAGAUAAAAGCGUCUCUUCAAGCGGUUCGCAAUAUAGAUAACCUUCCACCUGUUAGAAGGGUAGGAGACAGAGACAAACCUUUUAGUGAUAUUCUUGAGUGGUUAUCAUCAAUUUUUGGAUUUCAGAAAGGAAAUGUUGCGAAUCAACGGGAACACUUAAUAUUGCUACUUGCAAAUAUUGAUAGAAGGUUGAAGGGCAGUGAAGACUAUGAGCAGUUGGAUAACCUCACCGUAAAGCAAUUACUGGAUAAAACUUUCAAGAACUAUGUCUCUUGGUGUCGUUAUUUGCACUGUACACCAAUCAUUGAAUCGCCGAAGGUUCCAGCUACUGCUGAUAGGCUGCAGUUGCAGCUUCUCUACAUUGCACUUUACCUACUUAUCUGGGGUGAAGCUUCAAACAUCCGGUUCAUGCCUGAAUGCAUUUGCUAUAUAUUCCAUAAUAUGGCAAAUGAAAUGCAUGGAACUUUAUUUGGAAAUGUUCAACCCGUGAGUGGAGGUACUUAUCAAGCAGCACCAGUUGGUGAAGAAACGUUCUUGCGUGAUGUUAUUACACCUAUUUACGAGGUUCUUCGUAAGGAAGCUAGGAGGAACCAAGGUGGCAAAGUAAGCCAUGCAUCAUGGAGAAACUAUGAUGAUCUUAACGAAUAUUUCUGGUCCGACAGAUGCUUCAAGUUAGGUUGGCCAAUGGACCGGAAAUCUGACUUUUUUAUUCACUCCAGCGAGUCAUCACGACAUCGACAUCCUACAGAGCGCAACCAAGCAGUAGGGAAAAAGAAACCAAAAACAAAUUUUGUGGAAGUGCGCACGUUUUGGCAUCUUUACAGGAGUUUUGACCGCAUGUGGAUAUUUCUUAUAUUGGUCUUUCAGGCUAUGGUAAUUGUUGGAUGGCAUGAAGACGGGUCAAUUUUUGGAAUUUUUGAAGAGGAUGUCAUUAAAAGUAUCUUGAGUAUAUUCAUUACUUAUGCUGUACUUAACUUUAUCCAAGCUACUCUAGAUAUAAUCCUGAGCUUCAGUGCAUGGGGAAGCUUAAAACCAACUCAAAUUCUUCGAUACCUACUCAAAUUCAUAAUAGCUGCCUUUUGGGUAGUGAUUUUUCCCAUUUGUUAUUCAAGAUCCGUUCCAAAUCCAACAGGAUUAGUGAGGUUUUUCAGUACGUUGGGAGGAAAUUGGCGGGAACAAUCACUAUAUAACUAUCUUAUAGCAAUUUACUUGAUACCCAACAUACUGGCUGUAUUGCUGUUUUUGCUUCCACCAAUAAGGAGACAUAUGGAACGUUCAAACUGGAGGAUAGUCACUCUUUUAAUGUGGUGGGCCCAGCCAAAACUCUAUGUUGGGAGAGGCAUGCAUGAGGAUAUCUGUUCUCUUUUGAAGUAUACACUUUUUUGGAUAAUGUUGCUAAUAAGCAAGUUUGCUUUCAGCUACUAUGUGGAGAUAUUGCCGUUGAUCGGGCCCACAAAGUUAAUCAUGCAAAUGACGGUUAGCAAUUAUGAGUGGCACGAGUUCUUUCCCAAUGUGACACACAACAUUGGUGUUGUUAUUGCUAUUUGGGCUCCAAUUGUCAUGGUCUAUUUCAUGGACACACAAAUUUGGUAUGCAAUAUAUGCUACUAUUGUUGGUGGAAUCUAUGGGGCAUUCAGCCACUUGGGUGAGAUUCGUACACUUGGCAUGCUACGUUCUCGAUUUGAAUCGGUACCUUCAGCUUUUAAUGAACGCCUUGUGCCAAUGCAAAAAGAUGAGCCCAAAAGUGACCGCCAUGAAGAUAGUUUGUGGAUAAGAAAGAACAUAGCAAAAUUUUCUCAGGUGUGGAACGAAUUCAUAUAUUCAAUGCGAGCGGAAGAUUUGAUCAGCGACAGUGAGAGAGAUCUACUUCUCGUACCAUCUACUGUAAGUGAUGUCCCAGUUGUUCAGUGGCCACCAUUUCUCCUUGCUAGUAAGAUUCCAAUCGCAUUAGACAUGGCAAAAGAUUAUAAAGGAACCGAAGAUGCAGAUUUGUUCAGGAAGAUCACCGGUGAUGAUUAUAUGCGGUCAGCAGUGAUAGAGUGUUACCAAACGCUAAAGGAAAUAUUAUAUGCCCUUCUUGACGAUGAAAGAGAUAAAAUGAUCUUAGACUAUAUAUGCCAUGAAAUAGAAACUAGCAUUGCACAACGGACGUUUUUGAGUAAAUUUCGAAUGAGCGAAUUGCCUUCACUUAAUGAUAAGUUGGAAAAAUUCUUAGAGCAUCUGCUAAAAGACGAUGUUGAUCCUGAAAAAUACGAUUCCCAAAUUAUCAAUGUCCUUCAGGAUAUUAUGGAGAUUAUCACGCAAGAUGUUAUGAGUAAUGGCCAUGAAAUACUUGAACGGGUUCACUCUCAUUAUCCAGAUAAUGAAAAAAAAGAAAGAUUUGAACAAAUUAAUUACCGGUUAACAGCACUUAGAGCAACGAGGGAAAAGGUGGUGAGGCUUCGUUUGCUUUUGACUGUUAAGGAAUCUGCAAUUAACGUUCCUACGAAUCUAGAAGCCCGUAGACGUAUUACCUUUUUUGCAAACUCCUUAUAUAUGAGAAUGCCAAAUGCACCAGUGGUCCGUAACAUGCUCUCAUUCAGUGUUUUGACUCCAUAUUACAAGGAGGACGUUCUAUAUUCUGAAGAUGAGCUUCACCGUGAAAACGAGGAUGGAAUUUCCAUUUUGUUUUACCUGCAAAAGAUUUAUCCAGAUGAAUGGAAGAAUUUUCAUGAGAGGACUAAAGGGAAGAGAGACACCCCAGAAGAAACUGAUGAGAUCCGUAAAUGGGUUUCUUACAGGGGCCAGACGCUUUCCAGAACAGUGCGGGGAAUGAUGUACUACAAGGCAGCUCUUGAACUGCAAUGCUUCCUUGACUCCGCUACAGAUGCUGAGAUUUUUACUGGAUUUCGGACAUUGAAUAAACCCCACACAGAACUCAAAGACCGUGAAAGUGCAAUGGCAGAUCUGAAGUUCACAUAUGUCGUGUCUUGCCAGGUGUACGGUGCUCAAAAAAAGUCCAGUGAGGAUAGAGAUCAAAAAUGUUAUCAGAACAUCUUGAAUCUCAUGCUCAUAUAUCCUUCUUUACGAGUUGCUUAUAUAGAUGAGAGAGAAGAUACCAUCAAUGGUAAAUCUACGAAGGUUUACUAUUCUGUUCUUGUCAAGGGUGGUGAUAAAUUGGAUGAGGAAAUAUACCGUAUCAAGCUUCCGGGCCCACCGACAGAAAUUGGAGAAGGAAAACCUGAAAACCAAAAUCAUGCCAUUAUUUUUACUCGAGGAGAAGCGCUGCAGACCAUUGACAUGAAUCAGGAUAAUUACUUUGAAGAAGCAUUCAAAAUGCGGAACGUGUUGGAAGAAUUUCAUAAAGAUCAUCAUGGUCAACGUAGACCAACGAUUUUGGGUUUAAGAGAACACAUUUUUACUGGAAGUGUAUCCUCACUUGCUUGGUUCAUGUCAAAUCAAGAAACAAGUUUUGUGACAAUCGGUCAAAGGGUUUUGGCAGACCCUCUGAGGGUGCGGUUCCAUUAUGGUCACCCUGAUAUAUUCGAUAGACUAUUCCACAUAACAAGGGGUGGUGUAAGUAAAGCUUCAAAAACCAUCAAUUUGAGCGAGGAUAUAUUUUCAGGUUACAAUUCAACUCUCCGUGGUGGUUAUGUUACACAUCAUGAAUAUAUCCAAGUAGGCAAGGGCCGGGAUGUCGGUAUGAAUCAGAUAUCCCUGUUUGAGGCUAAGGUUGCAAACGGAAACGGUGAACAGACACUUAGUCGUGAUGUUUAUCGACUUGGUCGCCGUUUUGAUUUUUACAGAAUGUUUUCAUUCUACUUCACCACUGUUGGUUUCUACUUUAGCAGCAUGGUUACGGUGCUUAUUGUUUACAUCUUUCUAUACGGACGCAUGUAUAUGGUUUUAAGUGGACUUGAAAGACGAAUAAUAGAAGAUGCAACUAUUAGUAGCAACAAAGCACUGGAAGAAGCCUUAGCAACCCAAUCAGUUUUUCAGCUCGGUUUACUUCUGGUCCUUCCAAUGGUUAUGGAAAUAGGUUUAGAAAGAGGCUUCCGUACUGCAUUAGGUGAUUUCAUCAUAAUGCAACUUCAAUUAGCCUCUGUUUUCUUCACAUUCCAGCUUGGAACAAAAGCCCAUUAUUACGGAAGAACCAUUUUGCACGGUGGAUCCAAAUACAGAGCUACGGGUCGUGGGUUCGUUGUGUUUCAUGCCAAGUUUGCUGAUAAUUACCGGUUAUAUUCACGUAGUCACUUUGUGAAAGGGUUGGAGUUGGGGAUAUUACUGGUUAUUUAUCAAGUUUACGGGACGUCAUACCGGAGCUCGAAUUUGUAUCUGUUUAUUACGUUUUCGAUGUGGUUUUUGGUGUGUUCAUGGUUGUUUGCUCCGUUUGUGUUCAACCCUUCGGGGUUUGAUUGGCAGAAGACGGUGGAAGAUUGGACUGAUUGGAAGAGAUGGAUGGGGAAUCGGGGAGGAAUUGGUAUUGAUCAAAAUAAAAGUUGGGAAUCAUGGUGGGAUGCUGAACAACAGCAUCUUAAGAACACAAACAUAAGGGGAAGAGUUUUUGAGAUUAUACUUUCGCUUCGGUUUUUCAUUUACCAGUAUGGAUUGGUUUAUCAUCUUAACAUAGCACGUGGCAGCACAAGCAUACUGGUUUAUGCACUUUCGUGGUUGGUUAUGAUAACCGUUCUUCUAGCCUUGAAGUUGGUGUCAAUGGGCAGAAGAAGAUUUGGCACAGACUUUCAACUCAUGUUCAGGAUCUUAAAGGCACUUCUGUUCCUUGGCUUCCUUUCAAUCAUGACGGUUUUAUUUGUUGUAUGUGGGCUCACAAUCAGUGACAUAUUUGCUGCAUUCCUUGCCUUUUUGCCAACAGGCUGGGCUUUCAUUUUAAUCGGUCAAGCAUGCAGGUCUUGUGUAAAAGGCAUAGGAUUUUGGGAUUCAAUCAUGGAAUUGGGACGCGCGUACGAAUGUUUGAUGGGAUUGGUGGUAUUCAUGCCAAUUGUUAUCCUUUCAUGGUUCCCUUUUGUAUCAGAGUUCCAAACAAGGCUGUUAUUCAAUCAAGCAUUCAGCAGAGGUCUUCAGAUUUCAAUGAUUCUUGCUGGAAAGAAAGAUAAGGACAAGACUCAUACCACUUGAUUAAUUUAAACAGAGUUUUGAAUUUAGAAUAUGCUUCAAUCCAAGAUUUCUAUUUUAUGUUUUUCAAAUUUAAAAAUUCUUUUUGAAGUUAAUUGUAAUUAUGAAUUUAAUCAAAAAUAGUUCUUCAUGUCCAGCCCCCCUUUGUUCUCGCUAGAAAACAUCUAACGAGACUUGAACCGCGAUUGUGUAACAUUGGCAAAUAGAAAUCAUGACAUUUUUACAUAGCAUCAUCAACAUCCACAAAAAUUUAAAUUCUUAGAGGUCCGGCAUAUUACCAACUGAAUACAUGUCAUCAUAAAUUAAAGCUCAAAUCAAACCCAAACAUAAAAACCAAAACCAAAACGAAAAACCCAAAACAAAAACAAACCUAAUAUCGUUUACCAAAGAAAAACCCAAAAAAAAAAAAA
This is a messenger RNA of Helianthus annuus (common sunflower), 6489 nucleotides long. RefSeq names its product callose synthase 7. The transcript has 41 exons. NCBI's taxonomy places the organism in Eukaryota, Viridiplantae, Streptophyta, Magnoliopsida, Asterales, Asteraceae. The record is from RefSeq and is a predicted model, not a curated record. Gene Ontology annotation, cellular component: plasma membrane; 1,3-beta-D-glucan synthase complex. Gene Ontology annotation, molecular function: 1,3-beta-D-glucan synthase activity. Gene Ontology annotation, biological process: (1->3)-beta-D-glucan biosynthetic process. The coding region runs from base 353 to 6082 and encodes 1909 amino acids.